UAUAGAUAAAAAACAGUUGAAGUCGUAUACAUUUGUUAAAAAUGUCAAGAGCAAUGAAAACAAAAUUUUGGUUCUUCAUGAAGUGUGUGGUUUUGUGUCUUAAAAAUAUAAUGUAUGAUAUUCUGUCUUGGGUUAAUUAUUUGAAUUGUUAUACUAAAACCAAAUUUUUUUCCGAAAAUGGAGGGUAAAAAACCGGCAUUGGGACUCUAAUUUUUGCAUCAUUAAAUCAUGUUUGAAUGACAACCAAUUGGUUUUGCAGAAAGAUGAGCCGGAAUACGAAAAAAUUGUAAACUUUAAACCAGUGGCAGCCAUUCCGCCGGGCGAAAACUUCACAUCCGUAAUGUUGCGAAUUCAUAUGGAUCUUCAAAUAAAAGAGGGCAGCUGCAAACACAAAACCUAUAUAUUCAAGACAAUGUUGGCGGAGAAACGUGGUGGCAAGGAGAUCCGUGAGGGCGGCAUCUUUGACAAGGAGCUUAUGAUGUACCAGACUUACCUGCCCGGCUACGAGGAGCUCUACAGAUCCGCCGGAGCAGAGGUUCAGCUGGCUCCCAAGUGCCUGCAUACGGAUCAGCAUGAGAACGGAAUCCAUUUAGUGUUCGAAGAUCUGGGUGUGAAGAAGUUCAAGAACGUGGAUCGCAUCCAGGACCUAGACCUUUUGCACAUGAAGAGAUCCCUUCGAAAACUGGCAGAGUUUCAUGCCGCUGCAGCUGUAUAUGCCGAACAAAAUGGACCAUACCCCUCGGAAUUCGAGGAGGGAUUCUUUCGUCGAGAUUAUCUAAAGCUACAUGAAAAGGACUUCUUAGUCAAGGCGAGAUCCUAUCACAAAUCCAUGGCUGGUUGGGGAUUUGAGAAUCCAGAAAAAUACAUUAAAAGUUUUUGUUCAAAAAUGUGUGAAAGGAAUCUGGAAAUGGAUCCUUCGGCCUUCAACACACUCACGCAUGGUGACUUUUGGUCCAGUAAUCUGAUGUGCAAUUAUCUAGCCAACGGCGAAAUCGAUGAGGUCAUCUUGGUUGACUUCCAGCUGUGCAAAUGGGGCAGUCCUGCCCAGGAUUUGCUAUUUUUCAUCACCCUGUCGGCGGCCAGAGAUAUCAAGCUCAAGGAGUUCGAUAAUUUCGUUAGGAUCUAUUGGGAACGUUUAGUGGAAUGCCUAAAGCUGCUCAAGUACCAGAAACCUGUGCCCAAGUUGCGUGAUUUGCAGACAUCCUUGUACCACGAUACAAAUACUAUCUACGCUUUUAUUGCCAUUUUCAACCAUUUGCCUGUGAUUCAAUUUCCAUCCGACAAGGAAUCCAAUUUGUAUUCCCUAAUGCGUGACGACGAGGAGGGCGACAAAUUUCGGCUGCGCAUCUUCACAAAUCCCAGUUUUUGUGACCUUAUGAAUGAAAUCUAUCCAUUUUUCUACAAUCGGGGCAUCUUUAAUUUUAGUGACUACGAAUAGGAGGAGAAUUUUAUAAUACAUACAUGGGUUCUAAGUAAACUUAUUGUUGUUCUAUCUACGAU
Drosophila elegans is the source of this 1500-nucleotide messenger RNA. RefSeq lists its product as uncharacterized. Bases 341 to 1438 code for a protein of 365 amino acids. The record is from RefSeq and is a predicted model, not a curated record. Lineage: Eukaryota; Metazoa; Arthropoda; Insecta; Diptera; Drosophilidae. The transcript is spliced from 5 exons.